AAGCGGCAGGGCACAUUGAAAACCCGCCUUAUUUUGUACAAUUAUCCCGCCUAGUUCUGCUACGAAGCAUUUAUGUAGGUAUAAUAGUUUGAACCAGUUUGAAUAGCCACGUACUAAUUCAAAUGAGACUUCGGUUAUUUUUUUCCUUUCUAUUCUAGUGACCUCGAGGAAUCAUACUAUAUACCCCGAGCGAGUAGGUGAGCUCACUUGGCUAUAACCUGUAGACGUUGCUAACACUAACCCUAGCAAGAGCAGUGCUUCGUAGAAUCUACCACCGAAUCGGAAACGCGACCCACUGAGUAGAUCAGGCGAGUAUCUUAGUGGGCUAAUUCGGUCUCAUGUCUUAAGGAUACGUUGGGCUUCGUUAAGUGUUUAACAUCAAAUGGGUCCUGAGCUCAUCUGCCCAACACAGCUAGUAAUUAAUAGAUAUAAUAAAAUAGUAAAGAAUAUAGUCUGACUUUCAUCCCAUUGCUGAGCACGAGUCUCUAUCCACGCGAUAUAAAGUAUAGUCCACGCAGGCGUGGCUACGUGCGGAAGGCUAGUGAAUAUAAUUUCAUUUUUUUUAGUGCUAUAACAAUAAAUUUUAAUUAUGUCACUCGUAAAGAGAUCUCUAUUUUAAGCAGCUUGUAAUACUACAAUUUCAAAAACAAAUUACCUACUUUUACAAACCUAACGAUCGACCUUAGAAACCGCAAACUCGAGCCUGCAUUAAUUCAGAUGGACUUUAGUAUUAACACCGUAAUUUUAUAAGAUGGUAAACCAUACAUAAAUAUACAAUCAACUUUAUUCCAGAAAUGCUUUUUUAAAUCUUUUACACACGAGCUUAGUAACCAAUUCUAUCGAUUUAACACUAUUUCGUAAACUUGAUAAUUUCGUCAUGGAAAAACCAGAGAAAACUGAAUUUGUUUAUGAAUACACAAGAAGAAGACGUGAUUUUGGAAAACAAACAUUAUUCGAAGACUAUGGACCAAUUAUGACGGUUAGCAUUGUCAGCAAUCAAGCUCUUUAUAACAAUUACAUUCUCAGGAAUCCCGUGCAUGUCGGAAUCCAAAAUACCGGCACAAUGUCCGAACACUGGGUUAAUUCAGUCAGAGCUGAGUACACCAGUUCUGGUAUAAAUCACGUGGAAGGCGGAUGGCCUAAAGAUAUAAACAUGAACGACCCCGAAGCUGUUCAGCGCUACCGUCGUAAAAUUGAAAAAGACGACGCAUAUAUUCACGCUGUUAUGCAUUUAGGUCAUGGUAUGGAACACAACAUACUUCAGAACAACGCUAUAGAUAUGUUCGAGUCUUAUUACUCUGAUGUUCCCGAAAUACCUCCGGUCGAGAAGAGUAGUUGUCACACUGUGAACGUCUACCGAGAGCCUGGAGCCAGGAGGCCCGUUCGGUCGUUGUCGUGGCAAGCCGACGGCGGAGCAAGAUUUGCAGCUGCUCAUGCUGACGUCGAAUUAAUGAGAAGCUGUCGAAGCUCACAGUUUUCUUACAUUUGGGAUAUUGAGAAUGCAAACGCCCCGGAAUUGGUAAUAAAGCCGCCACAGCCGUUAUUAGAUUUGCAGUACAACCCUCGCGACCAACAUAUUCUUGUAGGGGGGAUGAUGAACGGGCAGGUUGGUUGGUGGGAUGUUCGGAAAGGCGGGGAUCCAGCUGGCCUAUGUCUUCCGCACGUAGCACAUCGUGAUAUAGUUCGUAAUGUUCUGUUUAUCAACUCGAAAAUCGGAGCAGAAUUCUUCUCCUCGUCGCCCGACGGGGUUGUGAAAUGGUGGGAUACGCGAAAUAUGAGUGAACCGACUGAUUCAAUGAUUAUCGACAUUGUAAAAUCUGCAACAGACACGCAAAAUAUCGACAAUGCCAUCGGAAUCUCAGCUCUUGAGUACGAACCAACAAUACCAACUAGAUUUAUGGUUGGCACUGAAACUGGUUUGGUCAUCGGAGGAAAUCGUAAAGGAAAAAAUCCCUUAGAAAAACUUCCCUCUAAAUACGAAGCUCACUUGGGACCGGUUUACGCUCUUCAGAGAAACCCAACAUUCCUCAAGAAUUUCUUAACAGUGGGCGAUUGGACAGCUCGGGUUUGGAGCGAGGAUUGCAGGGAGUCCUCUAUUUUGUGGACAUAUUCGCAUCGCACGAACCUGACUGAUGGCGCAUGGAAUCCCAUUAGGUUUUCUUUAAUGCUUGUGACUCAGUGGGACGGAUGCCUGUCCUGUUGGGACUUGCUGAGGAGACGCAGCGCGCCCAUUGUUACUGCGCAGCUUUGCGACGAGCCCUUACUGCGCCUUCGACCACACGAGGGGGGACUCCUGGUCGCUUGCGGUAGCAGCAAAGGCACUGUAUACCUAGCAGAACUGUCACAAAAUCUCGGAACAGCUGACAAGAACGACAAACAAUUGUUGACACACAUCUUCGACAGAGAAAAUAAACGCGAACGUAUACUUGAAGCACGUAUGAGAGAGCUCAAGUUAAAAAUGAGACAAGACCGCGACGGCGGGCCGCAGAACCAGGAGAACGACGCUUCGACAAACGACAGGGAUUUAGAGGAAGCGACUGCCGAGUACGUGCAGACUAUAAGCGACUUACAAGCUCAACAAAAGUCCCAAUCCAAUUAAUCCAGUUAGAGUAUUCGAGGAAUAAUAUAAAAUUUUAUUAAUGCAGCUAUCGGUUAGAGGAAGCGACUGCCGAGUACGUGCAGACUAUAAGCGACUUACAAGCUCAACAAAAGUCCCAAUCCAAUUAAUCCAGUUAGAGUAUUCGAGGAAUAAUAUAAAAUUUUAUUAAUGCAGCUAUCGGUUAUCUAAAACUGUAACUGAAUCCGCUUUUAGAGUUACUGACAAUUUCAAAUAGAAUUUUUAAAUAUAUAAUUUUAUUUUGUAGUCAAGCUCAAAUUUUUGCAACCAAUUUCCUUAACGGUUUAACUCCUACAAAUUUUCAAGUAAUGAAAGAGCGUCAAGCCCCUCUAUGCAACUCUCUCUCUCUCUCUCUCUCUAUCCCCCCCCUCUCUCUCUAUCCCCCUCUCUCUUUUUCUCUAUCCCCCUCUCUCUUUCUCUAUCCCCUCUCUCUCACUCAUGUUUAUUUGUGAUUUUAUGUUAUUGUUUUCAAUUUAUAAUAAAUUUACAAUUUACAAUAAAUUGAUAAUAUAUUUUUCAAUAUUCGAGCCUUCGAAUUAUUUAGUUAUUAUUGUCACAGACAAAUUUACUACUAUUAUAAUAAGUGACAGAUUUCGGAUCCGUUAUCAAUAUUAAUGUUAGUAAUAAAUUUAUUAAAUAAUUAAUUAAUAGUUCCUAGGAGAUAUGUUAUUGAAGCUUCAAUCAAGACGAGCGUAAAGAACAGAAUCAUGGAAUAAAAAUAUUUAAUUUUGAA
This is a messenger RNA of Bombyx mori (domestic silkworm), 3350 nucleotides long. RefSeq names its product dynein intermediate chain 3, ciliary. Gene Ontology annotation, molecular function: dynein light chain binding; dynein heavy chain binding. NCBI's taxonomy places the organism in Eukaryota, Metazoa, Arthropoda, Insecta, Lepidoptera, Bombycidae. The transcript has 11 exons. Gene Ontology annotation, cellular component: outer dynein arm. Bases 878 to 2599 code for a protein of 573 amino acids. The record is from RefSeq and is a predicted model, not a curated record. Gene Ontology annotation, biological process: cilium movement; outer dynein arm assembly.